This is a messenger RNA of Erigeron canadensis, 2118 nucleotides long. Its product is annotated as histone-lysine N-methyltransferase ASHH1. Gene Ontology annotation, biological process: regulation of DNA-templated transcription. The coding region runs from base 248 to 1687 and encodes 479 amino acids. Gene Ontology annotation, cellular component: chromatin; nucleus. The record is from RefSeq and is a predicted model, not a curated record. Gene Ontology annotation, molecular function: histone H3K36 methyltransferase activity; protein binding. The transcript is spliced from 11 exons. NCBI's taxonomy places the organism in Eukaryota, Viridiplantae, Streptophyta, Magnoliopsida, Asterales, Asteraceae.
AAGCAAGUCUUUUACGUUUUGAAUCCAUACCUUGUUUGUGCUUGGGAUUUUAAUUUUAUACUAGGGGACUCACCGAAACUCCGUAAGAACAUCCAAACUCCGAAUCGGAGCGCCAAAGCUUUUUCAUACACACAAGAAAAAAUACACACAUUCUUUGUAGACAUAACUAUAACUAUCAAAAUCUUUAUUACCCAAAGCAUAAUAAUGAGUAUUAAGCCCUAGAGCAAGUGUGUCUGGAGAGGUGGCAAUGGAGCUUGAUUACAACAAAGUUAAUUUACCCGAAGGAGUGGCUCCAUUCACACAUAUUACUCGAAAUGAACGUUCAGGCAGGAAGCAGAUAAAGAAAAAAGAAGAGGAUAUUGCUGUUUGCGAAUGCAAGUUUGAUCCUGGCAAUGCUAACCUUUCGUGUGGAGAAAGGUGUUUGAAUGUCCUGACCAAUACAGAAUGCACACCUGGUUAUUGCCCUUGUGGCAGUUAUUGUAGGAACCAGAGAUUUCAAAAAUUUGAAUAUGCAAAGACAAAGUUAUUUAAGACAGAGGGACGUGGAUGGGGUCUUUUAGCUGAUGAAAAUAUCAAGGCUGGGCAAUUCAUUAUUGAAUAUUGUGGAGAAGUAAUUUCUUCAGAAGAAGCAAAGGAAAGAUCUCACACUUAUGAAACUCAAGGUUUAAGGGAUGCAUACAUAAUUUCUCUUGAUGCUAGUCACUAUAUUGAUGCCACCAGAAAAGGAAGUUUUGGUAGAUUUAUAAACCACUCUUGCCAACCGAAUUGCGAGACAAGGAAGUGGACAGUUUUGGGGGAAACAAGAGUCGGGAUUUUUGCAACCCAAGAUAUUUCUGUUGGAACGGAACUGGCAUAUGACUAUAAUUUUGAAUGGUAUGGUGGUAUCAACGUCCGUUGUCUCUGCGGGGCUCCUAACUGUUCUAUUUUUCUUGGUGGAAAGUCUCAGGGUUUCUUGGAGCAUAAUCAUGUGUGGGAAGACGGUGAUGACAGAUAUACUGUUGAUGCGUUCCCCCUGUAUGAUUCUGCUGAGGAUGAGCCUUUGGAUAAAGUCAACAAAGUUACAGACUCUACUAUUCAGGAGGCCUCCUUAACUGUCAAAGCUGAGAAUGAUGCUCUAAACAACAAUAGUUUUGGGUACGAUCACAAGAUAAGUUUGUCAGGAUUGGUUGCUGGUGGGGCCAUUGAUAAGGUCAAUUUGGAAGUUGAAGGCAAGAAAGAUGGUGAUCAGCAUGCAAUGGUAGUUUCUGGACCAAGGAGUAACGAUGAUUUUGGGAAUUUUAACAAUGGAUCGGGUAUAAGUUCUGCAAAACGGGCAGCUAAACGCAUCCCAAAUCGAAAGCAAAAGCUUUCUUGUAGGAAACAGGUCAAUGGUAAACGUAUUGCUCAACUAUUUGCUUCAAAGAAAAUACAAGAUGAACUCAUAAAAUGUGAGGAAGAACGAAAUGAAGCGACUGCGAAACUUGAUUCUGUGUAUGACGAAAUACGACCUGCAAUUGAAGAACGUGAAAGGGACAGUCUUGAUAGUCUUCCGAUAAAUGUAGCAGAAAAAUGGAUAGAGGCUUCAUGCUCAAAAUUAAAAGCAGAUUUCGAUCUUUACUUCGCUGUAGUAAAAAAUGUGGUAUGCCCUCCUGUUACAAAUGAACCAGAUCCUGUUCCCGAGAAUGCUAUUGAUUGCUUGAAAAAUUAAUGCUGGUCAAAAAUGCUAUUCUUCGAGAUGGACAUACAGCUUUUGUUAUGAGGUUUGACUCUGGAGUUUGAGAUGAGAAUUACAACUAUUGAUGGUAGUUAUUCAACCGGGAAACUGCAUUUUAUGUUCUUGAAAUUUUUUUUGAGUGUUUAACUACCAUCUAUGCUGGAGUUAAAUAGGCUUUCUCUCAUUGAUGGAUUUUUCCAACUAUUUAUGCAGUUUUUCUUUUCAAGUAUUUAUAAAUUGUUAGAAGUAGGAUUAGGACAGUGUUUGUGAUUCCUAUCCAACUGUAAUCAUUUAGCAUAUUGUUAUAACUUAUAACUGGAGUCUUGACUAGAACUAUUAUGGCUCAUGGGCUUUUAGGAACCGUGUUUGUUGCUUCAGGUUCGUUUUAAAUAUCAGCUCACAUCAAUACUGACCUUUUUUAAUAA